UUACAGACUUUUUCUGUCUCUUUUCCAGUGUGUUAAGCAUUAUUGCUACAAGAUUGCACAGGGUUGCACAUCUGUAAUGUUCUGUAGACAUAGGUAAAUACUUUAUCCACUAUCACUCUCCCGAGGAUGUUGUAUUUGCAGGUGUUUUUUAGGAUCACUGAAUCCCCACUUUCAUGCUCAGUGGUAAGGCUCCUUAAAAAUACUACAGGACGCAAACCAUAAAAAGAGUAAGUGAUGGCACAGUCUCCAUUGACUCCUAGUUUGUAUUAGUUCUCACAAUAAGUCUGCUAUAAUUCUUUGUCCCUGUGUAGAAUGUCCUUUUAGCUCCACAGCUGGUUUUAAGUUUUUCUUUUUAUCAUUAGUUUUCAGUAUUCUGAUUGUGAUGUUCCUUGUGUGUUCUUUUGUUUUAUUUUUGAGACAGGCCCACAAUGUAGUUCAGGCUGGUGUUGAACUCACUAUAAAGCCCAGGCUGGCCUGGAAUUCACGAUGAUCCACUUCCCUCAGCCUCUCAAGUGCUGGGGUUACAGCAUAAAAAGAAGUUUAAAAAAGAAGAAGAAGAAGAAGAAGAAGAAGAAGAAGAAGAAGAAGAAGAAAAAACUACAAUAAAGUUUCAACGCACAGCAGUCAUAGGGCAACAAUGGUGAAUCUACUCCUUGCUGGCUUUAGGAUUCCUACUUCAGGAUUUUAAAUUUUGUCUUUUUAAUAAAACUCUGACGGAUAAAAGAUGUGCCAUGGCAGGAUAGCACCAAAGAGCAGCUCAGUGUUGGUUGCAGCCUCCGUGAGAUAUGGAAUGUUCCUUCCUCUGGUGAUCCUUAGCACCCUGCUUGGAGACGGACUUGCUUCAGUGUGUCCCCUGCCCCCGGAGCCAGAAAAUGGUGGCUACAUCUGCCACCCCCGACCCUGCAGAGACCCCCUGAUAGCAGGCAGUGUCAUCGAAUACCUGUGUGCGGAAGGCUACAUGUUGAAGGGGGACUACAAAUACCUGACAUGUAAGAAUGGCGAGUGGAAGCCGGCCAUGGAGAUCAGCUGCCAUCUCAAUGAAGACAAAGAAACCCACACUUCACUUGGAGUCCCCACGCUGUCCAUAGUGGCUUCCACUGCCAGCUCCGUGGCACUCAUUCUUCUCCUUGUGGUGCUGUUUGUGCUGCUGCAGCCAAAGCUGAAGUCUUUCCACCACAGCAGGCGUGACCAAGGGGUAUCUGGAGACCAGGUGUCCAUCAUGGUGGAUGGGGUGCAGGUUGCAUUACCUUCCUAUGAGGAGGCUGUAUAUGGCAGUUCCGGUCACUGCAUGCCGCCUGCAGACCCCAGAGUGCCCAUCGUGCUGUCGGAAGGGGCUGGGCCCAGUGGAAGGAGCCUGCCAAGGGAGCAGCAGGGCCAAGGGGGCUACUCUUCUGCGGGUGGUGAGGAGGAGGCCGCAGGCCAGUCCGGACUGUGUGAAGCCUGGGGCUCCCGAGGCUCAGAGACUGUGAUGGUGCAUCAGGCAACCACCUCCUCCUGGGUGGCUGGCUCAGGGAGCAGCCGGCCAGCGCACAAAGAAGCCACAGAUUCAGAGAACAGCGACAUACAAAGCCUUUUAUCCCUCACAUCAGAGGAAUACACAGAUGAUAUCCCGCUGUUGAAAGAAGCGUGAGGGCUGCUGCCGGCCUCUCCUCUCUGCGAGGGUCUUCUCUGCCCUCCCUCCCACUCCUUUGGGUUGAGCACCCUGUACUCCAGCCACCCCACCUGGAUACCUGAGCUGCCACCUGUGUAUCAGUGUGUCUCCGAGGGCCUGCAGGCCACCUCACUGGAAACUCAAGGAAGAUUCUCGCCAUCUGCCUGGACAGCUGGAGCAGCUGGCUGUCUGCCUGGCCCAGCCUUCCCAUCUGUUGGGAUGUAUUUGAAUGUGCUGGAUCGAACCCUCCCUUUCCCUGAGCCUUUGAGUCCUUUCCAGCCAGCUCUGUGAUGGCAGUCCCAUAGCCUCCGUGGGGCCGAGCACUGCUGUGUUUACUUGUGCCUUCCCCCAGCCCGUCUAGUUUCCCUGCCAUGCAGGCGUGUUGCUGUCCACAGGCUACUGCCCCUGCAUGUGGAGCUGGGCCAGUGGCUGGCCUCGCCUCCCCUCACAAGAGCAGAGCCAAGAGUGAGAGCCUCUGAGGAGUGAGUGGUUUUUGUUGGGGCAGACUCUGGGUCCCUGGGUUGACAUGGUGGCACACUUCCUUGGCCGAGAAUAGAGAAUUUGGAAAAUCAUGCCAAAGCCAUCCCAGUACCUGGCUGUCCAGCUCAGGUGCAGGCUCCUGGCCCGGUGGAGAGUUUCCACGAAGCAUCCAGAAGAUCCUGAGGGAGGGAAAGAAGGUGACUGGUAAUGACUGUCUUCCUAAUAUGCAAGCUCUCACUUCCUGCUUCCAGCAUUGCACCUUGGCCUUGGUCUUUUCUGUUCCCUGGAUAAGGGGAGUUGCAUGCUGCCUCCUGGGCUUCAUCCCAGGCAUCUCUGGCUUCUUUGCUGCCCACAGGGCCUGAGGCACAUCAUCCCAGGAGUUCUAAGAUGCCAUCCAACACACCUGGUCACUGGCAGUCUGGGCAAGUUGCCACUUUCUGGGGUUGUGGUGACGAAGGGGAGGCCGAGAGGCAUAGACCAAGUCCCUGGGCAGCUGCAGGCAGCUCCAGCCCGGUCCUGAGGAUCCUUCUCGUCGCGGUCAUGUGCCUUAGUAACUGUGCCCAGGAAGUGGCCUGCUGCCUACUGCACCUCUGCUUUUCCUACUUCUGCCCUUCCCGGUGCCCCUGCACACCUCGUGGCUGACAAGCCGUGUGUGUCUUCCCUGCCCUCUGGGGGAGGAGCUGAGAAGUGGUCCACAGCACCCCUGCCUUACUGGCUGAAGUGGGCUAAUGAGUGCCUGGCAGCCUGGCUUCCAGGUCCCUUUAGACGGAAGCCUGGAGUGUGGCCGCUGGAGGGAGCCGGAGUGAUGGUGGCACUCUGGGCGCCUCUCCCCGACUCCACGGCCGGCCUGUGGUGAAUGUAGGAAGGCCGGGCCAACAAGCUCCUCCAGGCUGCUGCCUUCUUCAGAGGACAGACGUGGCAUUAAGGAAUGUUUGCUUUUGCUUUGCUUUUUUUUUUUCCUGAAGCACUGGGGCUGGGAAACCUCAACGCUCACUCUGCUGCACCGCUGCUCCUGAGCAUCUCUGGUAUGGUAAAAGUAAUAAAAAGCCCAGUUCGGGAUCUGACCUAACAGGGUUAGCUCUAGCACGGGUGGCCUGAAGCUGGGGGAAUGAGCUUCUCCCAAGCUGCCACUCUUGGCCUCCGCUCUCACAACGCACUUUACUCCCCGGUCAUGCCUGACCUCUUGCUGCCCCUCAUCUUCUUUCCUCUCAGGGUAAGGGCAGUGCCCACUGUGCCUGCUGGCCACUCCCACAUGUCCCCCAUCCACCCAGAAGCCCAUUUGUUGUGCUGAUAAUCCAGGCAAGCAAAGUCAAAGGUAGGGAAUGGGUUGGAGAAGGUGCCAGAACUGAAAGACUGAAGCCGGAGGGAGAAAAGAAGUGACCCGCAUCUCAGCAGUUGCUGGGGUGGCCACCUAGUAGAGGGGUCCUCAACCCCAGCUGCUGCUAACAUGCAGACCCUCCUGGCGGUGUGCAGCGGAAAGGGGACGUGAGAAAUGGGAGGCGGGGCUGAAGUCUUAUGCUGAGCCUUUAGCUUUUAGUUUCCAUCCUUCCAAAACCUGAAUUCUGUUCUGGAAUAUUUUUUUAAAUAGAAGAGCCCACUCUCUCCUGUGUAGUUACCCUGCGUUUUUGCCCACCCAGAGGCUGCACUUUGAGGUUCAUUCUCCUGAUACCUCCUUCCGUCUCACCACACAUUCACACUGCUCGGAGGGUCACAAGCCCCGGCCUGCCUCCCUGUUAGGAAAGUAAGUACUUGGGACGAGUGUGCUGCCUCUCUUGUCACUGGCUCAGAGGAGGCUCUUCCAGCAGCUGCUGGGUAUGCAGGGGUUUGCAGCUCAGCUCAUGCUGCUGCUGACUCCAGGCUGGCCUCUUUCACAGCCAUCCUGCCCUCAGGGCAGUUUGUUCAUCUUUAGUCACAUGGGCUGUUCUGGAGCUUCUGAGCUUUGUUCUUUGCAGAGGGAUUGGGGGCUCCACAGCUGCCGUGAGGUAGGGCCUGGCUUUGGAGACAAGGCAGAUGGCACACAGCAGGCUAUUAGGAAGGAGCCUGCCCAGAGCCGGAGCCAGGCUCAUCUUCAAGGGCUGCCUGCCCUGCAGACCUGCCCAGAGGAGGUCAGCACCAAAGGACUUGUAGAAAGGAUUAUUUUCCUUACUCUUUUUUCUCCUUUCCCUCCCCUCCCCUCCCCUUUCCUCUAGUUCUCUCUCUCUCUCUAAUAUCUUCUACACUUGAGCUGGCUCAGUGCAGUUUUUUUUUUUAAUCUUGGUGAUGUUCUAGCAAUUUUGAAGGGCCAGAAUAUGGUGAAAAUCACUAAAGUCUAUCCCUCUCACGCCUUAGUUUAGCAGGCAGACUCUGCCUUUGCCAUUUCUGUAUUUUAUGUGCUGUACUUCACUGGGUGUGAACUGUGAAAUGGCUGGGUCUUGGCCACUGUGAAUUUGUUUGGUUUUAUAAGACAUUUCAGUGUACAUUCUACAAGCACUCCAUUUGCAAAGAGAACUUAAAACUAAUAUUAUCUUCCCCAUUCAUCUUGCCCUGCUCUUUCCAUCCCCAGCUUUAAAACUCUGUGAAGAAGCCAGGUAGCAAAACAGACAAAGGUAUAUUUUUCCUGCUUCAUGAGUAGUGACACAAAGGUAGAUGGUUCCCAGUCCCUUUCCUCCCAGACCGCUUGCUUACUGCAUAGCAUUGUUGCCUCCAUUUGUGGGAACGUUCUUACAUAGAGAAAGGAAUAUGCUGCAGACGUUUCCUGAUCCUGAUUUCCCCCCUCCCCUUUUCUUUCCCUUCUCAAAGAGCAAAAAGGGACUAGAAAGAAAGUGGCACACAGCCGUCACGGACUUACAGUAAGUCCAGAUGUGCUUGCCAAGGGCAGUGCGCUGGGAGCUUCUCUUGUGGGCCGGCUAGGUCUCCUGCAGGGCUUGGAGAAUAUUUUGCUUGGCAGAUGUUUGGGCUCAAUCUUGCAGUAGCUAGUUCUCUGGAGAGGGGAUGGUGGCAGGCCCAGCUUUGCUGGGAAGUGUCUCUUAAUUUCCUUGAAACUCUAGUAGAAUUUUGAACAAAGCCUCCAGUGUUGCCCCCUCUGCCAAGCAGUCUGGCUAGUGGAGGGAGUACAGGGAGCAAAGCACUCAAGUUGGAUUGCCAAGUGGGGAGGAGAGGUUCUGGGGUCGCAUAACAGCACCCACACCUGCUCUGGCUUCUUAAGGUUGUCACACCACUAUGGGAUCUUCUUCAGAAUGGUACUCAUGUAAUGGUUUAUAACAACACAUGCGUGAUUGACUCUGUACAGGAUGUCACUCAGAUCAGUUUGGGUUUGCUUUAUUUUAUAUAUAUAUAUUUUUUGGUAUCCUGUACAUUGCAGUGGGUGUGAAGAUAGUAUUUUAAUAUUUGUACAAAGUUUAAUUUAAUUUUAAUUGUUCUAUGUAUAUAACUGCAUUUCUAAAUAAUAAUAAUAAAAAAUUCUUAUGAAGGUA
Molecule: messenger RNA, 5583 nt
Organism: Cavia porcellus (domestic guinea pig)
Lineage: Eukaryota; Metazoa; Chordata; Mammalia; Rodentia; Caviidae
Gene: Susd6
Product: sushi domain containing 6
Exons: 7
Coding region: 725-1630 (301 amino acids)
Biological process (GO): DNA damage response
Source: RefSeq, a predicted model, not a curated record